Messenger RNA from Annulohypoxylon maeteangense, 1180 nucleotides. RefSeq names its product DUF602-domain-containing protein. The record is from RefSeq and is a predicted model, not a curated record. Gene Ontology annotation, cellular component: nucleus. Gene Ontology annotation, biological process: site-specific DNA replication termination at RTS1 barrier; mitotic DNA replication termination. The coding region runs from base 237 to 1088 and encodes 283 amino acids. The transcript has a single exon. Lineage: Eukaryota; Fungi; Ascomycota; Sordariomycetes; Xylariales; Hypoxylaceae.
UGUCCCUAGGCAUCGUACCUGUAGCAAUUACUGCAUUUUCGACGACUGCCUUCCUUCCUUUCUGGACUUUUUUUUUCUCGCACCAAUCGCUCUACCUAUUCUAACAACUUUUUCUCCUAGAAAUAUUUUUAGGUGUGCCUCAACUAAAUCUAUCCAUUUCGAUCAACACCCGAGGAUCUUUUCCGGACUGUACCAAUUACGACCUCAGGCGCAUACAUUCGCUACGUAUUUUCGCCAUGGGAAAUGACGGCGGCUCUAUUCCUAAGCGUCGGGAGCUGGUGCGCGAGGCCGCUCGACUACCUACCGCCUCUGAGCUGAAAGCAACAGCUCUCGAAUCUCUGACGCAUGCCUGGACGACGUGUCCGCUAUCUGAUUCGCCUCUGGACCUUUCUAAUGCUGUGUCCGACUGGCGGGGGCGACUCUACAACUACGAAGCAAUCCUGCAAUGUCUGAUGCCUUCCUCUUCCGAAACUGCCAUGCACGAAGCCCAAGAAGCCGAGUUCGCACGCACUGGAGUAAGGAGUCUGAAGGACGUUGUGAAGCUCCACUUUACUACAAGAAAAGAUGAGAAGGCGCGCGAGUUCGCCGCCUGUCCAGUUAGCAUGAAGGAAUUAGGCGCCGCAACUAAGAGCGUAUAUAUUGUGCCAUGCGGUCACGUCUUCGCCGAGGUCGCUAUGAAAGAGAUUUCUGACACCGAAAAGCAAUGCCCGGAGUGCAGCGCAACAUUUCAGGAGCGGGACAUCAUACCCAUCUUAUCAACUGACGAGGCCGAGUUAGAGAGAUUGGCUAAGAGGGCCGAUGAGCUAAAGACAUUGGGCUUAGCGCACAAUCUCAAGAAAGAAAAGGGUGCAAGUAAGAAGAAGCGAAAGGCUAUCGAGGGAAAAGAGAUGGGUACCGGCGGCGAGUUAGAAACGGGGAAGGACGGUAAUAAGAUGAGGAAAGGCAAAGAAGACAGGAAGGAUAUCUCUAGCCGAAUAAAUAACCCUAUGACAGCGUCCCUCACGGCAAAGGUAUUGGCAGAACAAGAGGAGAUGUCUAAACGGAGAAAAGUAAUAGAUGGUUAUAAGAAAAGUGAGGUUGCUAGAUGAUAAGGCUACAAUAGACGCAAACCAAGGACGAUUUACCCCGUCACGUAACACCUAACGAAUGAUACCAACAAUUUUAAUAGAUACUACUACCC